Molecule: messenger RNA, 7770 nt
Organism: Centropristis striata (black sea bass)
Lineage: Eukaryota; Metazoa; Chordata; Actinopteri; Perciformes; Serranidae
Gene: nup210
Product: nucleoporin 210
Exons: 40
Coding region: 418-6072 (1884 amino acids)
Cellular component (GO): nuclear pore
Source: RefSeq, a predicted model, not a curated record
UGGAAGUCCAAUUAUUGCUAAUGGCGGGUAUUUCUAUGAAACAAACGGAUUUUGGCUUAUUGUUUCCUGACUGUAUGCAAUAAUAUAAAUAUUGGGAUUUCAAAUUAAUUUCCGGCGUGUGUUUCAAAGUAUUCUCGAUGUUUAAACAGAGCGAAUGGUCUGAAUCAGAGGACACUGUAAGGUUUACUGUUAUCAUCAUGUGGCUGCUGUCUGUUAACUACUGAUUCAGACUGAAACUCAGCAGGAAGAAGAAGCAGAAAGCGUGUUUAAAAUAAUACUCUAAUACUCUAAUACUACUGCACACAUAGAUAACUUGAUGGGACGGUGGAAGUUUAGCUAGGACAGAAACUUAGCGUUCAUUCAUUCCGACCUUUUAGGGUCGCUGCCAAUAAAUCUGCACAAUCUGAUGAAACGGAAAUGGUUUGGUUAAAGUUGUUAGUGUUGCUGUUAUUAAUAACCGCUAUUGAAGUUAACGGCUCCUCGAAAUUAAAUAUUCCUAAAGUGCUGCUACCGCUUGCUAGAAGUACAAGGAUCAACUUCACUCUGGAGACUACUGAAGGCUGCUACAGAUGGACUUCCACAAGACCCGAAGUAGCGAGCAUCCAGGCUGUAGAGGAGGACAGCAGCAGAGGCUGCUCCCGGAAAGCUGUCCUCCAGGCUCUGUCCACCCAGCCCUCCAGACUGACCAGCAUCAUUCUGGCUGAAGAUGUUGUUACAGGUCAGGUACUACGUUGUGACGCCAUUGUCGACAUCAUCAGUGAGAUCCAGAUUGUGUCGACCACCAGAGAGCUCCACCUUGAGGACUCACCACUGGCGCUCAAAAUUCAUGCACUGGACUCUGAAGGAAACACCUUCAGCACUCUUGCAGGUCUCGUGUUUGACUGGACCUUAGUGAAAGAUGUGGAUGUGAAUGGAUUCUCUGACUCUUACAAUUCAUUACGGGUACUAAAAUUCUCAGAGUCCACCUACACACCCCCUGGAUACAUAUCUGAAAUGGAGCGUGUUGGGAAACAAGGAGAUAUUAUUUUGGUGUCAGGACUAAAAACAGGACAUGCAAAAUUGAAGGCCAAAAUACAAGAGUCGUUGUAUAAGGAUGUGGGCGCCGCAGAGGUUAGGCUGCUGAUUUUAGAGAACAUCCUGCUGAGUCCUGCGCACGACGUCUACUUGCUGGCGGGAACUUCCAUCCGUUACAAAGUCUUGAAGAUAAGACAAGGCACGAUCACAGAGCUCGUAAUGCCUUGUGAUCAGUAUGAACUGCACCUUCAGAACAGUGUGGUUGGCACUAAUGGGAACCCAGAUGUUGCCGUGGCCAGUCUGGAUCAAAGCACCUCCACAGUGACAGCGACUCAACUCGGACACAUCAACGUGGUGCUGGAUCAUAAGAGCCUUCGAAUGCAAGGAGUGUCUCGCCUUCCCAACAGCACUCUGUAUGUGGUUGAACCAGGCUACCUAGGUUUUAAAAUCCACCCAGGAGACAGCUGGGUUCUGGAAACAGGCAGAGUGUAUGAUAUCCUCAUCGAAGUCUUUGAUAAAACUGGCAACAAAAUUUACCUCUCUGAUAAUGUCCGUAUUGACACCGGUUUCCCCGCGGAGUACUUUGAAGUGCGGGAGUCUUCUCUGAACGGCUCAUAUCAUCGCGUCAAAGCGCUCAAAGAAGGCCUCACUCUCAUCGAUGCUACCCUAAAAGCUGUCGUGGAUCAAACUGGAAACGUCCACGCACUCGUCAACCCAGUCCACAAUGAACAGGAUGUAGAGAUCUAUAACCCUAUAGUUCUAAGUCCAGCUAUUCUGACAUUUCCAUGGCAGCCCAAGGUUGGAGCUUAUCAGUACACCAUAAAGGCGACAGGAGGGAGUGGAAACUUCAGCUGGUCUUCCUCCAACACAGCUGUGGCCACAGUGACUGUGAAGGGAGUGAUGACAACAGUCAGUGACAUUGGCAUCAGUGUAGUUUAUGCUCAUGAUCUACGCAACUCGCUGCAUUUUGGCCAGAUGAAGGUGUAUGUUGUGGAGCCUGUGGCCAUGGACUUUGCUCCUUGCCCGGUGGAGGCCAGGGUGGGCCUCCUCCUGGAGCUGCCACUCAGGAUCUUCGGCCUCCUGGAGGAGGUGGAGACAGAGCGGGUCAUGUUGAGCGACUGCUCCCACUUUGACCUGCAGGUUGAGGAGGAGAACCACGGCGUCUUCCAACUACUAGAUGGGAGGCUAGCUCCAGGCCAGGAGCACUGCAGCGGGGUGAGAGCCAAGGCCCUGGCCCCCGGCUACACCAUCCUGACCGUCAGCUACACCCACGGCAACGUUCACCUCAGCGCCAAGAUCACCAUCGCUGCCUAUCUUCCUCUCAGAGCGAUUGACCCUGUAUCUGUUGCCGUGGUGACUCUGGGAUCUUCUAAAGACAUGUUGUUUGAGGGCGGGCCUCGGCCUUGGGUUUUAGAGCCCUCAAAGUUCUUUUGCCACUUGAGCGCUGAGGAUGAGUCCAGUGUGAGCCUCACUCUGACCAGUCCCUCAUCCCACAACUACAACCAGCACUGGGUCAGAGCCUCCUGCAGGGCCCUGGGAGAGCAGGUGUUGGAGGUGAUGGUGGGAAACAAAGCCACUGUAACUAAUCCAUUCCCUGCUGUGGAGCCGGCAGUUGUCAAGUUUGUAUGUGCCCCUCCGUCCCGCCUCACACUGGCCCCGGUCUACACCAGCCCCCAGCUGGACCUGACCUGCCCACUGCUGCAGCAGAACAAACAAGUGGUCCCUGUUUCAAAUUACCGAAAUCCCAUUUUGGACUUGGCUGCUUUUGAUCAACAAGGAAGGAAGUUCGACAACUUCAGCUCUCUGAGCAUCUUGUGGGAGUCGACCAUGGAGAGUCUGGCCAGCAUUGAGCCCACAUGGCCCAUGGAGCUCCAGCUGUUCCAGGAUGGCAACAAACAAAUGAAACUUCACGGACGACAGACCGUUCUUGUCCAUCAUCAAACAGGCAUUGCUUCCAUCACGGCGACAGCUCUGGGUUACCAGGUUUUACAUCUCGCAGCAGCUAAAGUUCCCAGUCCAUAUGACCCUUUGACCCCAGUCUCAGCCACUCUGGAGCUGCUGUUGGUUGAAGAUGUGAAGGUUUCUCCUGACACAGUUACCAUUUACAACCACCCAGAUGUGCGGACUAACUUGGCCCUGCGAGAAGGUUCAGGGCACUUUUUCGUCAAUACCAGCGUUAAAGGGAUAGCAGACGUUGUAUUCCAGGAGGCUCAAGGAACGGCUCAGGUCUCCCCCGUCUACCCAGGAGAGGUGAAGGUGAUGGUUCACGACCUUUGUCUGGCGUUUCCAGCACCUGCCAAGGCCACAGUCCAUGUUUCUGACAUCCUGGAGGUUUAUGUGAGAGUUGUUGACAAGGUGGAGAUUGGCAAGUCUGUCAGAGCUUAUGUCAGAGUUUUGGAUGAUAAUAAGAAGCCCUUCCCAGUCAGCUAUUUCCAUUUCAUGAAUCUUAAACUCAAGGCAGCUUCUGCAAUCGUCUCUCUAAAACCAUUAGCGGAGUCUGCAGAACACGACACAGCCGUAUUCGUGGUGAAAGGUGUUUCUAUUGGUCAGACCACGCUGUCAGCUGUUGUUGUGGAUAAACAUGGGAAGAAAAUUGCAUCUGCACCUCAGCAAUUUGAGGUAUUCCCACCAUUCAAACUCAUACCACGGAAAAUGACUCUGUUAAUUGGAGCAAUGAUGCAGAUCACAUCUGAGGGUGGCCCUCAGCCUCAGUCCAAUAUCCUUUUCUCUAUUUCCAACGAGGAAAUAGCUUCUGUUAACGGCAUCGGCCAUGUCAGGGGUGUUACCAUCGGUAAUGUCACUGUGACAGGACUGGUCCAAGCUGUUGAUGCCGAGACUGGGAAGCUUGUUGUUGUGUCUCAGGAUCAAGUUGAAGUUGAGGUUGUGCAGUUGGUGGCCAUACGAAUCAGAGCUCCUAUCACAAGAAUGAAGACAAAAGCACAGAUGCCUGUAUAUGUGAUGGGUCUGACCAAUAGUCAAACACCCUUCUCUUUUGGCAACGCUGUCCCAGGCCUCACCUUCACCUGGUCCACCACCAAGAGAGACAUUCUGGACGUGCAGCCCAGACACAUGGAGGCUAACGUGGAGCUCCAGUCGGAGCACAACUUUGGCAUGAGUGUGACUGGACGAACGAGAGGGCGGACGGGGCUGAAGGUGGUGCUCAGAGUCACUGACCCCGGGGCCGGGCAGCUAGCAAGGAACCUGCAGGAGCUCACAGAUGAGAUCCAGAUCCAGGUCUAUGACAAGCUACACAUGCUUAAUCCCGAAGUAGAGGCCGGGCAGUUACUGAUGGCUCCCAACUCAGCCCUCAAACUUCAGACGAGCAGGGAUGGUGUAGGUGCGCUCACUUACCGGAUGCUGGAUUGCCCCGACCAGGUUGUUAUCGCUCAAGUGGAUGAUAAGGGCUUCCUCGUCUCCGGCUCUCUUACUGGCAGCUCCUCUCUGCUCAUCACCUCGCAGGAGACCUUUGGUGUCAAUCAAACUCUCAUCCUUGCAUUGAAGGUGGUACCUGUGUCCUAUGUGCGCUUCAGUACUAGUCCCGUGCUCUACACGGACACCAAAGAGAGCCUGAAAGCCUUCCCCCUGGGCAUAGUGCUCACCUUCACUGUCCACUUCCAUGCCAGCACUGGAGAGACCCUACACAGCUCCAACUCCCAGCUGACCUUCUCCACAAACAGAGAUGACUUGGUGCAGGUGGGGAUGGGUCCUAGUAACCACACUCUGACAGUGAGGACGGUCAAUGUGGGCCUCACUCUCCUCGCAGUGUGGAUCAGUGAGAACACGGCUGUGGCGGACUACGUUCCACUUCCUGUCGGGCACGCCAUCCACCCAGACGAGGCCCACAGACUGGUGGCGGGGGAUGUGGUCUGCUUCUCCGCCCAGAUUACCAGCCCUGAUGGUGCUCGUGGUACUUGGAGCUCCUCAGCCAAUGGGAUUCUUCAGGUGGAUCCUAAAAGUGGUGCAGCAGUAGCCAGAGACUCGGGGACCGUUACUGUGUACUAUGAGAUACCUGGUGUCUUAAAAACGUACAGAGAGGUGGUGGUAGAAGCAGCUACGAGGACGGCUGUUAUGGCGCAGGCUACUUCUGUCAGGAUCGGCAAGGAAACAAAAGUCAUACUCACCACCAGAGGGAGAGGAACCAACCUCAUUGGAACCUGUUCCUCUGCCCAGACUCAAGCUAUCUCUCAGCUGCAGCCAGAAACCUCCGUCAGCUGCCAUCUCAGCUUUAGCAGCGAUGCUGUUGACUUCUCUGCUAAUGACGUCUUCAAAACACACACCAGCUUUGACUCCAGCAUUGGCUCCUACACUUGUUCCAUAACCUUGCAGCCAAUGACUGACCAGCAGACCCGUGUGCUCAGCAUGUCCAUGACCAGCCUGCUGGUGAGCGCCGGCCUGGGGGGCGGAGCAUCCUCUGGGGAACGAGUCAGCGCCAGGCUGCCCAUCGAGCCGGGCCUCUACUCCGACCAGACCGAGCUGCUGCUUUCCAGCCUGCACCCGUCGGCUGAACUCACCGUGUACGGCCCCGCUGCUGCCCUGUCCAACAUGGAGGUGGUGUCUACUUCUCCCAGCAUUGCUGUCCAGGAGACUGAGGUCCACCGUGGCUUCCCCAGUUUCUCCAAGUACACCAUCAGGGCUGUGGACCCCCAGGCAGCCGUCUCUGCUUCCAUUUCCAUAAGCAGCUCCUCCGGCGGCCAGAGUAUCGUCAUCCCAGUCACUUUGACUCACGUGGCUGAUCCCAACGCUGCCAAACUAGCAGCUGCUCCUCCAGUUGUUCCCGUCGAGGGGGGCCACUCCCUGCACAGCUUCAUAAACUCCUACCAGAUGAUGUUCUUCACCCUGUUCGCUCUGCUGGCCGGCACAGCCAUCAUCAUCAUCGUCCUCCACACUGUGUUCAGCCAGAGGGAACAAGCGUAUCACCCUGCUUUCAUCCAGAGGACACCGCCACCCACUUCAGGUUUAGACUGUUCUGCAGCGAAUUCCUUCAACCGUACGAUACCGAGGAUGGACCCAAACAGCAGCCCCAGGUCACGCCUCUACUCUCCAGACUACAAGUCCUGAUGAAGCUCUCUGUCUGGUCUCUAUUCUUCAAAAGUAGAACACCACAGGCCAUUAAUGCAUAUUGAAUGUGCCUCUGUCUCUCAGUGAGAAUGCUGUGGGCCGUGACUGCAAAAUCUCAGUUUCACUCAGUUGUAUUCACAUGUUGGUACAGAUGCUUCAAAGAAACCUAUUUUUCAGAUUUAGCCGAUAAGUUAACUCAUAAGAACCCAUGGUGACACCCUCGUAACAAACACUUUAAAUCGUCUAGAAUCUCAGAUUAAACCCAUUUAACAAGUCUAACCCAUUAAUAGUGUGUCCUGUAUUGCAUUUAACUUGUUCUGACCAUAUUUCCUGUCACAAUUUUGAUAUAUGUUAAGGAGAUGCAAACAAAAAUGUUAUUUGUUAUUUGUUUUUUUAUUUAUUAUUAAUUUGUUGCUUAAAAACAAAUCUGAAAAUUUGCAAUAAUUUGUUGUUAAACAGCAUUAUUAAUGCCUCAAUUUUAAUAUAUGUUGUGGAGAUGCAAAGAAAAAGUCAAAUUUGUGUUUCUGUAAGCAGAAAAUGUCUAGUUAAUUUAUUUUAAAACAAGAAAUAUUAUGAACACAAACACCAUCAACGCCCAAUGUAACGUUUAUGUCACAUCACAGAUCUUUGACAUUUAGGUGUAGUAUUUUUUUUUUUUUAAACAUCAUAAAUGUGUAUAUAUAUCCCCCAUUAUUUUCCUUUAAAGAUUACUUGGUCUGGGUUCUUAUGGGUUAAGAGCUGCGACACAAUAACAGGGCUAUUUUUCUUUGUGUGUACGUUUUUGUGUGUGAAAACAGAUUUAUAUGCGUGUCUUUUUUUGUGGUUUGCCAUGGCAAUAGCUUUUAUACAAAAAUGCCCUGUUAUUAACAACAUCUUUUUGAGAAGUUCUUAAAAAAACCAAACCACUAGUUUGUGCUUAAACAGGGCUGCUUUUUCUGUUUGUUCGCCCAUGACUUAAUAUAUUUAACAUGUGACAUUUAGUAACUCAGGAGGAACCUCUUUCUUUGUAUGACAGAAAGCAAACAUUCACUUGAAAAUUUUUUAUUUUUAUCAUCAGAAAACGUCCUUUGUUUUGUUCCUGCUAAUACAUUUUGUGAAAAUGCCGUCCACUGAAACCUCCUCAAAGGUGAAGAACCCUUCAAAUGUGCAUAAUCCAAACUGACAACAGGUUGGUUUAUUUCUGUUCUGGGCAUUUAAACUUCAUUAUUUAACAUGACUGAGUUUUUUGAGCCAUAUCGCAUGCAGCUCUUGUAAUUCAUUAAUGUGAAACUGUUAAAGAAUGUGAACCAUCAUUCAGUUUUAUUUCAGUGUUGCUUCAGCGUAGGAGCAAUCACAUAUAAACUGAAUCUGUAACGUUUCUGUUCCAGUUUGUUUUUACCCGACAACAUUUCCGGGAGAUUGAUGUAGCACUGUCGAAUUGCUGAGACGUAAGAGUGUGACUUUGUUUUAAAUAAGAUAUUUUUGUAUUUGAGGAAAAAAAAUGUUGGAAGGAAUCGUAUUUAUGUUAGCUAGUGAAAUUCUGUUUUACUGUAAGAGGAGUAUAUGUGAUAAUCAGACGGCUUCAGUGCUGUUUUUGUGUUAGUUUGCCUUACAAUCAUAUCCGAACAGCUUUCAGCACAUAAUACAAAGACAUGUUUGUUUGUUUGCUUGUGUGAAUAUGCUCUUGCCUUUUGCUAAUUAAAGUUUGUACUUUUCACA